CGACUAGAACUAGCAGCUAGCAACACAACAACAUUGAAAGCGUGUGAUAGAAUUUUGUGUGUGGUGUGUGUUUUUUUUUCCAUCCAUUUCUGACAGUCGGUCGGGUGCGUAGUGUUUAAAGUACAAAACUCUCGCAAUUGCAUUUGAGAUGGCAUCGAAGGGCGGCAAUCAGCAAUUCCAAGGUAACAACCGUGGCAUGCAGCGCCAGCGACAGCAGCAACAACAGCAGCAGCGUGCCAACGUUCGUGCGGCUAUUGCACCUUAUCGUAUGCCUUUCCGUCCGCACGGCCCGGGCCAGGGCCAUGCACAGGGACAGGGGCAGGGUCAGGCACAGAUGUACACGUCCUGCCAGAUGCCCAGUGAUCCGCUCUACGUUGACUUCAAUGGUCCGCCACCGGAGCCAGUUCCACCGCCGCCGACAACCGCAGCAGGAAAUGCGGGAGGCGCAACUUUGGCUGCGGGUGGCAAGAAGAAGGCGAUGAAGGGUAAACAGCUGAAGGGCAACAAUAACAACAAACAGCAACAGUUGCAGCAACAACAACAGCAACAGGGACACAAUUCGCAGUUUGCACAUCAAAUGCCCCCUAUGAUGAUGCAAGGCGGCGAUAACGGCUGGCAUCCGCAUCAGCAGCGUUUCCACACACCGCUCAAUGGCAGUCGGUUCAAUGCACCGCAUCGCAAUCGCGCCCAGGGACCAGCAAAUGGACGCUCCGCCCGCCAUAUGAUGGGCGGCGGCGGCGUCGGCGGACCAAUGGGCGGUCCUCGACGGGGCCCGGGACCAGUUAAUGGCGGUGGUAAUGGACCAAUGCCACCAUUUCCACCGAUGCCACCAUUCCAAGGACCAAUGCCGCCCAUGCACUGCCCCAUGCCACACAUGGGUGGGCCACCGCCACCACCGCCGCCACCAUUUAUGCGUCGCAAUGGUCGCGGUCUGCCCAAUCAUCCACAUCAUCCGCACCAUCAUCAUCAUCCGCCCAUGGCGCUGCCCUUGAUGGGGCCACACAUGAUGGGCGGGCCACGCGGCAUGCGUCCGUUGCGUGGCAUGCCACCGAGUGGCAUUCCGGGUGCACCGUUCAACAUGGCGCAUAUGAAUGGCAGGAAGAUCACCAAACCGAAUGCACAGCUGGUAAAGCAGGCGGUGCGGGGGAAGAGCAGUAUCAAGACAUUGGAGGAUCUGGUUAAUCAAUAUCCCAUCGAUAAGCCGUGGGUCAACGAUGAGAUACGUGCCGUCCACGGGGAGAAACUGGAUAUUGAGAACCGGCUGAAGGGCAACAAGGACGAUGAGCUCUUUGCCAAGUUCAAAGUGCAACGCGAUCGUUUUGUCGCGCUCUAUGAGGCGGCGCGGGAGAGUUACCUAAAGCGAGAAGCCGCCUCGGUGAUGGCCAAGGAUGCCACAGACAAAGAUAAAGACAAUGAGAAAAAAGCAGAUUUAAAUCAGAACGCCGUCGCGACUAAGAUCGAAAAGUCAGAGCUGUCGAAAGAGACAGAGACAGACAAAGAGAAAGAGAAAGAAACAGAAACUGAUCAUGAAACUGAAAACGAUAAUGAGAAUGAGAAUGAGAAUGAGAAAGAGAAAGAGAGCGAUGGGUCAAGUCCAAUAACUACCAUAAGAAUUACAACAAUAUUCAAUAAAUACAAUAACUAUUAGCGCCAGCAACAAUAAUUCAAAUAAAUCAAAUAACAACACAAAACAAAGGAUUGAAGAAAGAAACUACAACUGCAAAGCAUGUGAAAAAGAAUAGUUCAUAAAUAAAUGCAAUUUGUUAACUGCAAAUGCAACAGACAACAAAUCAGAAGUUAAGAACACUACAAUUAAAAAACACAAACACAAUGCAAAAACACAUGUUUCAAAUAAAGCAAAACACAAAUUAAAAAAAAAAAUAAUACACUACCACACACACACAACAUAGAAGGAUAACGAAUAUGAAAAAUUGCAAAAUUCGAUUUAUAAUGAUAAUUAUUAUAAGAGAAUGUCAGCCAAAUAGAUUUUUGUGUCGUACUCUUUGAUUUUGCGACUGAGAACUGAGCUUAAUUAAACCAAUUACAAAAAUUACAUGAUAACAAAUAAAUCAAAUAGUUGUACAUUUUUGCGACAAGAGAGAAAGAAAACUAACUAUUGCCUCCAUUAUUAAAUAUUAAACAUAAUUACGCUAAUUACGAUAAUAUUAAUAAUUAAUGAAUUAUUUAUUUUAAACUUAAAUGCUGCUAUGCAAUUCAAAUCAAUUUAAAUUCAUUGUUGAUUGUAUCUUUAGCUACGUAACGUUGCACUUAACGUAACGUAACGUUGUCACGUAACGUCACGUAUUGUAUUUGUCUGUUAAAUAUUAAGUGAACAAAAUAAGAAUUGAAAAACAAAAAAAUAA
Messenger RNA from Drosophila sulfurigaster albostrigata, 2363 nucleotides. It is a transcript of the gene fs(1)K10, whose product is annotated as DNA-binding protein K10. Bases 149 to 1648 code for a protein of 499 amino acids. The transcript is spliced from 2 exons. NCBI's taxonomy places the organism in Eukaryota, Metazoa, Arthropoda, Insecta, Diptera, Drosophilidae. The record is from RefSeq and is a predicted model, not a curated record.